Messenger RNA from Podarcis lilfordi (Lilford's wall lizard), 36038 nucleotides. The record is from the annotation of a GenBank genome assembly. Lineage: Eukaryota; Metazoa; Chordata; Lepidosauria; Squamata; Lacertidae.
GAUUAUUGCUGUAGAGCCCAGGGUGGGGGAAAGUGCUGGUGUUUUUUCCACUGUGAAGGGAAGCAAAGAAAGACGGACCUGAUGUGCAAAGAGAAGAGAGAGUAAGGAAGGAGAGAGGAGUAUAAUCCAGCGGGAGGCUUUUGCCGCUGUUAGCAAUCGCCCCAUCAGUUGGGAAAAGCAAUUUUUGCACCGGCUAACUUUUUAAAAAAUCCAUCAAUCUGGAGAGCAAAGUGCCUGACCACGGAAAGCACCUUUGCUUUCUAGCCCUGGAGGUGUCAACUGGGUGAGUGCGGUCUUUUAUUCACAAUUCUCUGCAUUAUUAUUAUUAUUUCUAACGGGGGAAAUUCAUAAUAGAAGAAAGCACCGGUUCUGAACAAGAGAGGCAGAUUAUUUACAGGAUUGCAGCCUAAACGUGGGUCCAUUGCAGAUGUGUGUGUCUCAUUUAUUGUAUAAUUUUAUGUGCUACCUGCAAUGGCUCCACUUGGAAUUCUCACGCAGCCUGGGUACCGCAUUUUGCAGGACCGGGAAGGUUGGCGGUGCAUCUCAAACGCACACUUUUGCACGCAGCCUGCCCGUGCGCUUCCUCGAGAGUAAACCCCAGGGUCCUCAGCCGGGUUUUACUCCCAGGAAAGUGUGCCUAAAGCUUGCAGCCUCGCCCCCGUUUCCCCCGCCUCUUCUCUCUCUCUUCCCCAGUGAAAUGGGCUGGCUUUCAUUUCUCCUUUGUUACUCUUUUUGAGUUUUCCUUGCACACACACAAACCCAGCCUGGCUUGUUUGAUGGAAAUAGGAUGGCUGCGUGCGAUUGCAAGCGAUUGCCUCGCUUUGCGCUAGGCGCUGUACGAUUUGAGACGACAGCGAACAACAAUGCAGCCACCACAAAAACCUUCAUCUGUUGUGGCAGGGGAGGAGGAUCUCGUUAUGGGCUGCACGUUUCCAAGAAACUGCGGCUCAAAUAAUCUGCUGCAAGGCGUCGAUCGGAUGGGGCAAAGCACGGGCCCCGAUCCCGCUGCUCGUGAGGGUGAUCGUGUUGCGGUUGGAAGCUUUUGAAGACACGCGCUGGUGUACCGGCGAGGGGGGUUAUCUGAGGUGACUGCUGUAUUUCAGACAACUGCAGUCUAGCUCUCGCUCCUUUAAUUUAAUGUUUUUGAAAAGAGCCGGAUUUGUCAUUGUGGGGUGCAGCGGGUGCACAACCCUUUAAAGGAAGUGAGUGGCUACGGGGGGGGGGAUGGGAUGCAGGUUUUGCGUGUGCGCGCCUUCCCCCCACCCCCGCCCCGUUCCCAAAUGCUCCAGUUGCAGUAUCAGAAGCCUGCAUUGCUGCUACCCCGAUCAGUUUUGUAUGUGUGUAUUUUUUUUUUUAAUUUAAGGAGGCUAUCCGAGUUUGCAUAUCCUGGCAGGAUCCCGCUGCUGCAAAUAUAUACAGUGUGUGUAUGUAUAUCAAAGCAAAACUAAUUCUUCCACCAGCCCCAUCUGAAAACUAACCUACUGCCUAUUUGCUUUGCGUUUUCAAAGAAAAAUAUGACCAUUUAUAAAACCGGGACUAUCAAAAGAUCAUGGAUGGUGACGAAAAAAUCUAGCUCCUCCUUAACUUUUUUUUUUGUUAAAUCGCCUUCCACCUGGUCCGUUUACAUUUGCGUCAAUUUUAGCCCUAUGGAAAGUGGGGGGCGGGCAGUGGAAUAUGGACACAAAGGAAUCUGUUUCUUAGGCCAUCCGGAAUAUGUUUGCACUUUCUUCCUGACUGCACCCUCCUCUCUAGGCUGGGAAUGCAAGGGAGAGAUGUAAUAAUGCAAAUCAUGAGAAAGUAUUAGCUGGGGAAGCACUAAAUUGCAUACUCUCCCCCCCCCCUUAAAAUUUGACAUUUUGUAAGUCUUUGUUUUGGCCUGGCUCUUUGCAGAAAAAACUCCUAGUAUAUAAGAGCACUGAGAAGGGAAGGGGGCACCCAGCCAAUCCCACUCCCUUUGUGAAUGUACCUGCAUGGCAACAUGUGUUGAUCGCAUUCACAUGUUAGCAUUUGAGUCAGAUAUUAAGCAUACCGUAAGUGGGGGAGAGAGAUUACCCCCUCUAGAGGGAGGGUGUAAACUGCAAUGCAAAACUGACCUUUUUGUGCAUGGAGGGGGGUGUUCCUAAUUGUUUAAUGCAUUCCACCCACCUUAUUUGCUUCUGUUUUUAAAUGAUAAUAAUAAUUAUUAUAAAAAUAAAUUAUGUGCAUCUUCCUUUCCUGUGCUACAUUUAAGAAAGCAUAACUCAGUCUUUCAGAAGCAAUGGUUUUGUAACUCUCCAGCAAUUUCUUUCUUAAAAAAUCAUUGUAAUAAAAGAGUCAUACCCAGUGUCCUGUGAGAGAGCUGUUAGUCUACUAUUGAGAAUGAAAUUUUAGCCCAGUGCACCCACGCACACAGGUGAUGGCCCAUUGCAUCUCUGCAUGAAUAGCUGUUCUGGGCUUCAUUUUAUUCCAGUCGGCCUACACUGAAUGCAGGUAAUUUUUAUUUUCAUCACAAGGUGUAAUUUGAGCAUUCAGUCACCCACACUACAAAUAUAACAGAAUUACCUGCCUUCAGAGGAGGAUCCCAUUUGUGUCCCUGUGUGAGUCUCUGGUCUGAAGUUGCCUUCUUCCAGUCAAUCUUCCCUGUUACAGAUCCUUCUGCCACAUCUCAUGAUCAAAUGAGACUGGUUCAUUUACUCUCUUUCAAGUAGUGAUUCAGGAAAAUUACCUGCCCUGAAAAAGCUGACUGUUGUAUUUCUGCAUGACUGCCUGUUCUGACCUUGCCUCCUUCCAGUCCAUCUCUCCUGACAGACAGGUAACUUUGUGGCCUCUCUGAAAUCAAGUGCAGCUGGCAAAUUCACUGGGGCAUUAAAAUAUCCUUAAUUAAAAUAAACAAUAAAACAAAAAAUUAAAAAGCGUAACAAUUAAAAAAAAGUUAAAAAGGAAUCAGAAGUUCAGUUCAGUGGAAUGCUUGCCUUAACAGGUAUUUAUUCAGUUACUCUCAUGGUAGGAAGGCUAAGAUGAAUUGCCUCUGCUUUUAGGAGGCUGCCUGCUGAGUCUCUGUAUGAGUCACUGCUUUCGCUCUGCUUCCUUCUAAUUAGAGGGCUCAGUCUGAAACAUAUGGAGUAGACAUUCUUGCACAAUCCAAAACUAAAUUGCUGGUCAUUUUAAUUCAGACUUUGUGGGAUGAAAAAUGAAAUGAAGGGUAUCUUUCCCCAGGUGGGGAUAACAUUUCAUUUCUUGGUAUCCUAGGCGAGAUGCCUACUGACAGUGCUUCAGAACCCAUGCAUACCUUUUGCAGCAUAACUUUACCACACUGUUCAACAGUGGAACAGACUCCAUAGGGAGAUGGUGGACUCUCCUAUCUUGGAGGUUUUUGGGUAGAGGUUGGAUGGCCACCUGUCAUGUAUGCUUUAAUUGAGAUUCCUGCAUUGCAGGGGGUUGGACUCACUAGACAAUCCUCGGGACCCCUUUCAACGCUACAGUUCUCUGAUUCUAUUACAUCAUGGUAGAAGCCCCAUUGUCAGAGCACCACACAAGAAUGAGUUGCUCUUUCUGAGCCUCAUCUAGCAAUACUUGGAUGUGGUACAGAGGUUCUUGGCUCCAGACCAGACUUCACCAAUCUGGUGCCCCCCAGAUGUUCUAGACUCCAGCUGUCACCAGCUCAGCCAUGCUGGCCAGGGCUCAUAGACAUUUCAGUCCUAACCAUCUGGAGGGUGCCAGGCUGGUUGAGAACCACAGAAUUUUAGAGCUGGAAGGAACCCCAUCAAACUGCCUGCCCAACGCCAACCCUGCUGGGUGCAGGCUUUCUUUCACUGUUAGGAUGACAGAUGGUGGGGGGAUGCAGGUUGGAGCAUGACCCCGGAACUGGGCCCAUUUUGCUCAGCACAAGACUCGUAAUCUUAGGGUUGUGCGUUUGAGUCCCAUGUUCAAGUUCCCAUGCAUUCCUGCAUUGCAAGAGGUUGAACUAGAUCAGGCAUAGGCAAACCCGGCCCUCCAGAUGUUUUAGGACUACAACUCCCAUGAUCCCUAGCUAACAGGACUAGUGGUCAGGGAUGAUGGGAAUUGUAGUCUCAAAACAUCUGGAGGGCCGAGUUUGCCUAUGCCUGAACUAGAUGACGCUUGUGGUCCCUUCUAACUCUAUGAUUCCUCUAAGAGAGGAGGGAUGUUUAGGCACCAAUGCAGGCACCUCUUUUUGUCGAAUUUCCUGCAGCAUCUGUGAAUUCCUGAUUUUAUUUUAUUUUUGUUGUGCUAUUGAUGUAGUUGCCACACAGCAGGAAGAGAAAGCAAGGCAUUGCCUAGCCUCCGAGGAGCUUAGAACACAAAGAGAGUUCAUUCCAAGCCAACUCAACUUAGUAAACAGAGUCUAACACAGGAGCAUAGGAAGCUCCUUAUACCAGAGCAAUCUAUCCUAGCUCAGUAUUGUUGACAUGGGGGUGUGUGUGCUUGUGGCCCUCCAGGUGUUGUUGGAUUGCUAAUCCCAUCAAUGCCAACCAUUGAUCAUGUUGGCUGGGGCUAGUGGGAAUCCAACACCAUCUGAAGGGCCACAGGUUCCAUGUCUCUAUUUUUAAUCCAUCUUAGUAAAAGCCAGAAUUUUAAUACAGGGAUGAGGAACCUCCCAUCAUCCCUGGACUGUUGGCCAUGCUGGCUUAGGCUGAUGGGAUUUGGGGUCUAACAACAUGGUCUACGUCUACUGGCAGGAGUUAUCCAGAGGUUUCUGAGCAGAGGUUUCUGUGGGCAAAGUAUGUGCCCUACCACAGGGGUGGGAAACCAACUCCAGCCUGAUUGCCACAUUGCCUGAUCGACAACCUUCAAGGGAUGUGUGCAGGACACUGGCAGGUGGGACCAGGGACAAAAGCAGUUGGGCCAACAGUGAGGUGUCUUACCUUUGCAGAGGAGACUCCAUUCCAACCUCUCAUAAGGUAGAAGUUUAGAACAUAAGACGAGCCUGCAGGAUCAGGCCAGUGGCCCAUCUAGUCCAGCAUCCUGUUCUCAUAGAGACCAACCAUUGUGGCUUGUAGCCAUGGAGAGCCUUCUCUGUGAAUAUAUCUAAUCCUCUUCUAGAGCCAUCCAAGUUGGUAGCCGUUCCUGCCUUCUAUGGGAGCAAGUUCUAUACUUUUAACUCUGAAGAAAGACUUCCCUUUCUCUGUCCCAACUCUUCAAACAUUCAGCUUUCUAGCAUUACAAGAGAGGGAGAAGAAUUUUCCUCUAUUCACUUUCCAUGCCAUGCAGGAUUUUAUAAUACUUAUACAAACAAAUCUCUCUCUUUCUCCAUCCAGGCAAUGCAAGAGGCACCAGAGUUUAGGGACUCUAUUCCAGCCACGCAAAAGCCCUUAAGGAAGGUGUAAAUUAGGGCUGGGAAAGCGUGUCACCUGGGGAGUCCCGAGGGCCAGACUGAGAGAGCUAGGGGGCCACAUUUGGGCCCUGCGCCUCAGCUCCACUAUUCCUGCUCUAUACCACAAAGCUGCAGGCCCUUCCUUAAGCUCCAUCAACGUUGCCCACAAGCCAGUGGGAGGCAGCCUGUAGGAUUGAGGAACUGGAUCCGUGUCUUACAGCAAAAGCAGAGAAAGGGUUUUGCAGCACCUGAAAAGUGUUGCUUGCUUUCGUUAUUAAAAUGUUUGCAUCUCACCUUCCCAUCAGUACCCCUUACGGCACCAAAUUAAAAAUCUAAAAGCAAGCUAAGGAAAACAAAAAACAAAAAAACCCACACAAAUUAAAGCAAUUAAGAAGACAGCCAACAACAGAUGGGAUUAAAGCAAACAAUAACUCAGCGGAAAGAACAAUGGGGUUGCAAUCUUAUGCACACUUGUCUGGAAGCAAGUCCUGUUGAGCUCAGCUGGGUUUCCAGACGUGCAUAAGAGCCCUGAGGCUAGAUCAGGCCAAAGGCCCACUUGAUCCUGUGUCUUGUUCUCGCAGUGGCCUUCCAGAUGCCUAUCAGAAACUUGUAAGCGGGUCCUGAGCACAAGAGCAGCACUCUCUGCACUCGAGACUCCGAGGCUGCCACUGAGAGUGGGAGUAAUACAUAGCCAUCCUAGCUAGUAGCCAUUAAUAGCCUAUCCCUCAUGAAUUUGUCUAAUUUUAAAGUUAUCUAAGUUAGUGGCCGUCACUGACUCCUCCUAACUAUGCAGUACUUCAUUUCAUCUGGCUUGAAUCUUACAACAUUCAGCUUUUCUGGACAUCCCUGAGUUCUAGUAUCACAAGAGAGAGAGAGAAAACUUCUCUUCUGUCCACUUUCUCCACCACCCCUAUCGUGUCCUCUCUUGCUCACCUUAUCUCUAAGCUAAGAAGCCCCAAACAUUGUGACCAUGCCCCAUAGAGGUGUUGCUCCACCCCCCUAGAACAUUUUGGUGGCUCUCCAUGCUCUUUUCUUAACUUUUUAUUGGUCUGUAUGUGGGUGGCGCUGUGGGUUAAACUACAGAGCCUAGGACUUGCCGAUCAGAAGGUCGGCAGUUCAAAUCCCCACGACAGGGUGAGCUCCCAUUGCUCGGUCCCUGCUCCUGCCAACGUAGCAGUUCGAAAGCACGUCAAAGUGCAAGUAGAUAAAUAGGUACUGCUCCGGCGGGAAGGUAAACGGCGUUUACAUGCGCUGCUCUGGUUCGCCAGAAGCGGCUUAGUCAUGCUGGCCACAUGACCCGGAAGCUGUACGCCGGCUCCCUCGGCCAGUAAAGCGAGAUGAGCGCCACAACCCCAGAGUUGGCCAUGACUGGACCUAAUGGUCAGGGGUCCCUUUACCUUUUUAUGCAUCCGCUUGCAACCCACAGGCAUUCUUAGAAAGCUGCAUUCUGGGUAUUCAAAAUGCGAGCAGCGAGUUUGAACAACUGGGCCUCUCUAGGGCAGGUGUCCCACAUUUCUGGUGACUCAAAAUACUGGGGAAAGUUCAAUUAUCUUUAUUUUGUCUCCCCUGUUUAUACCUGGCUCCUUUCCCUUCUGGUGUUACCCUGUGUCAAAACUUAGGCUCUAAACCUUUCAAUGCAGGAGCUGACCUCUUAUAUUUUGUAAAGUGGCACACACAAUAAAUAAAGUAAUCACAAUGCGGAGUUUUGUUGACUUGCUAGAACCCAAAGCAGCCUGCUCUGUAGGCCUGCCAACGCCUUGAUCCUCCCUGUGCAUGGCUUAGGGCACCUGUUGCCUUUGCCCGAUUAUGUGGACUGAUUUUAAGCACCAGUUUGGAUUUGAAGGCCUUUGGUUCCAUGAAAUGCCACACUGAACCCAACGGCUGGCACUGGAAGCUACCUGUGUUAGCAACAGAGAGGGUGAUUAAUUUUGUGGCUUGCGUCAUGUCCUUUGAAACAACCAGGACUAUUUUUAGGACGGCUUGGUUUGAGGGCUGCAAAAAAGAGAUAGCGGAUUUGCUUCCAUAGUACACUAUAGACUCGAGCUCUCAACCAAGAUGGAAGGCUUAGCUGUUCAACACUACCUAAACCAAACAAGCAGACCUGAUGGGUAAUAUUAGGACUGUGGGGCUAGAACAUGCUGAAUAACAGAAUAAUAAACUGCCUCUGAGCGUAUACAGAAUAUAUUUCCAUUGUUAAUGACUGUGCACGGUAAAGCUAAACUAUGGUUUUAGAUAGACCACAGUUUGGUGUGACAUCUGAACCCAGACAAACAGUGAUUACGGUAAUCUUAAUUGUAGAUUACAAAGAUGGCUUGUUUCAACAAUGCAUAUUUAAGAUUAGCCACAGUUUAGAGCUCAGAGGACACACUAAACUGUGGCCCAUUUAAAAUAGAAAUGGAAGCUUCCAAUCUCUUCCUUGCAGUCGAACUGAAGAAGGGGAAGCCCAAGUCUUGCUGCAGCUUCUAAUGCUAAUUCAUAGUUUAGCACAAUCUUGCAUUUAACAGCUCACCUAGUACUACAGACAACCAGGAAUGUCAUGCAGGUGAGUGAGGAGGCACAGACAGAUCAAGCCAUCCACCAGUCUGCUUGACUUCCCUGCUAGACACAGUGGACGGAAAGCAUCUUAAUACACAACACACCUGGAAAUACAGUGGGCUAGUGGAAGAAGCAUGGGUUGCUUUCUCUCUUUUCCACUAGCUCCCUUGCAAAAUGGUUGUUUUGUUUGUUUUUAAGUAGCCUAAGAGUAGCUAUGUUUACUGACCAAAGAGUUCAGAAGUAAUUUCUAGGUUGUUCCCCACUUCCCAGGCUAUAAAGUAGAUGAGGGUUAAAAACCAACGAACAAGAAAAGGUGUACUAAGUGUGACGUGUUGAGUGUUUUGUUUUUUUUAAAGAGAGAGUUCUGUAUCUCUGCAUGAGUUGCCAUUCUGGAUACUAGAUUCCUGCUUGAAAAUGUUACUCAUACAAAGGUGCUGUGGGCAGCCUCGUCUGAGAGCAGGUCAGUCCAUAGCAUCUCUGCUUUGGCAGUGAUCGAAUAGUGCCUAGACAGAGCCAAAGGAUGCCCCGAGGAGGAGGGUUGGAAAGAGGUUCAGAACAGUGACUCUCCAGAGGCACCCAGCGUUGGAAACACAGGCUUUAUAUGCAAGACUAAUUUAAUGUUAACAUGCUAACACAGCCAUUGAGUAAUCACAAUAUUUAGUCGUGCUGGGUACAGUGGGCAGGAUUUUCAGGUCAAAAGGUCUGCUUUGCAGCAGAUCUUAGCCUGUGCACCUGUUGGUUAUAGAAAUAGUCCCUUAGGAGGACCUGUUAAUAGAGGAUGAACAGCUUCUAGCCUAACUCUGUCCAAUAUAUGCCACUUUAGAAGCUUGCUAGCCAAGUUUAGAUGGCUUUAAAAGGGGAUUAGAUAAAAUAAUUUAGUACAGAUCUGCUCUUUGUUGUUAUAUCAACAAAGUUUAGAUCCCCCUCCUAGCAAUAAAAGAUUCAUAUAUGCUAGAACAUUAAUCCAAAGUGAAUUCUCCUGGAACAUAAGUUUUUGCAUUGGUGGCUAUGAAGUUGUUAUCAACCUUUUAAAAAGCCAAAAGGCUUUAAUUUAAGAAGGGAUGGGGGAAGGGAUUGAGGACUUUAAAGCAUUCAUAUGUUACCCUUAAGCCAAAUAGUUCCCAGGGCACUUCACCGGAAAAAAAAAUCAAUACAAAAUUGCAUGUAAACGGACAUGAAACAACUAGCUGUUAAUGACAGCAAAUUAAUAUGGUUUAAAAGUCAUUCCCGAGUUGCUCCUAGGCAACCCACUAUGUCCCACCUCCUUAACUAUUAUUAGUUGAAAAAAUGUUUGCUUAGGACAAUAACUGUUUUGCGUCUUACAUUCUUGAAUAGAAGAGUUCCUUGUUCAGAGUUGCCAUGGGCAGGCUUGCUUGAAAGCAUGCCACUCCAUAGCAUCUCUGCUUUGGCAGUGAAUGAAUGAGCCAAGGCAGAACCCAAUGGUGCCCAGAGGAGACAGAUUCAAAAAAAGUGUGCUCAGAACAGUGACUCUCUCAGAGCCACAACGGUUACUUUCUUGGGGUAUAGGUUCAUUAGGGCUCUCAGAAUCCUUUAAUUGUUGCUUUGAUUUAUUUCUCACGGAAAGCUAGGCACUUCUCUUGUAGCAAACAACUGUGCUCAGGCAUAGGCACAGGAAAUGUGGACGAUGGGUAAGGGUGAGGAAUCCUUUUCACUCUUUUCACUCUUAGGGCCUCUAGGAAGACAAGGAAGAAAUGUCUGAAAAGAUGCUACCUCCAACAGAGCUUGGAUUUUCAUGAACAGAACUGGGAUCUCAAAGCAAAAUCUGUUCCUAGUGAGGCUAUAGGCUUCACACAGAGGGUAAGGAACAGGAACUAAGUUGGACCCGUCUAGUUCAAUAUUGUUAACACUGACUGGUAGCUGCUCUUCAGGGUUUCAGGCAGGGAGUCUUCUUUCCUAGCCCUACCAGGAGAUGCCAAGGAUUGAACCGGGGACCUUCUGCAUGCAAAACUGCUGUACCAUUGAUCCACGGCCCUUCCCUUAAGACACAGGAACAUAGGAAGCUGCCUUAUACUGAAUCAUACCAUUGGCCCAUCAGCCUUAGUAUUAUCUGCACUGACUGGCAGCUGCUCUCCAGGGUUUCAGGCAGGGCAUCUUUCCCAGCCAGUGCUCCCAGAGAUACCAUUGGGGAUUGAACCUGAGACCUUCUGCAUUCAAAGCAGAUGCUCUGCUUCCGAGCUAUGACCUUUUCUCUUGAUUUGUGCCCAGAGACAAGUCGGUUAUGUUCUGCAUUCUCAGGAUUGCUGAACACAUUGUCUUAAAAGAUCCUGCGUAUAUGUGACUGUGCAGUGUGGCAGCCUUCCCUUCAACUUGAAUAACUGUGGUCCUAUCAGCCAGCCCUUGGGUCUGCGACUGCUGCUGUUGAAUGCCAGAUUGGCUGUGAAUCCAUGACUUGAUUGUAGAUGGGAAGGCCGAUCUGGCCUGCAUCACUGAGACCUGGGUGGGUGAACAGGGAGGAGUUGGUCUCACCCAGUUGUGCCCACCUGGCUACUCAGUACAGCAUCAGGGCAGACUUGAGGACCAGGGAGGGGGUUGCUGUGGUCUAUAGAGAUUCUUUCUGUGUGUCUCUAGCCAGGCUUUCUGUCCAGCUGAAUAGGGAUCUUGAGUGUGUGUUCCUGGUGUUGGGUAUUCGGGACAGAUUAGAGAUUCUCCUGGUUUACUGGCCACCUCGCUGUCCUUCAGUCUCCCUGACGGAGCUGACAGAGUUGAUCUUGGAGGCAGUGCUGAAGACUCCUAGACUGAUGGUUCUGGGGGCUUCAACAUCCAUGCUGGCUCUGGGGUGGCUCAGGACUUCAUGGCUGUCAUGACAACCAUUGAAUCCUCACUAUACCAUCUGGCAGAGCUUUUCCAGGUCUUCAGCACACUGGCCCAAAAGUGGUGGCAGAAUGCUAGGCAUUUUGAGGAUAAAAUUCCUAGCAUCCAUCAGGACCUUAGCUCUACUGUUACAGCAAUUGACUCUCAAGAGAUACACAGAGCACUGUCUAAUCCUGUUUUGUUGGAUGAAUUUCAUUUGAUCCGGCUCGAGGAUGUGGGGACCCUUACCCUUCUUGGCUGAUAAAAUCCAGCGGGAAGGAGACAGCUGUCAGGGCUAGGGAGGUGGUCAGUACCUCUUUACAAGGGAGGGUACUAUAGUUCCUGCCUGUUUCAAGGGGGCAGUGACCACUUCUUAAGAAACCAUCCCUAGAUUCUGAGAACUUUGGGAAUUACCAGCCAGUUGCCAACCUCCCUUUCUUGGACAAGGUUCUUGAGCGGGUGGCUGCUAACCAGAUCCAGGUGUUCUUGGAGGAGACUGAUUUUCUCCUUGAUCUGUUGGUGGCUUUUGAUGCCAUCAACCACUGUAUCCUCCUGGAGAGGCUAUCUGAGUUGGGGGUUGAGUGGCAGUGGUGGGUGUUAUUAUAAUUAAAUAUACAAAUAGACCAUGCAAAUGCUAGGGUGUUUCAGGACCCAGGAUAGCUCCUGCACAUGAAAGAGGUUGUCCCUAUGAAAGUCUAAGCCCAGUUGAGAGUCCUUCCACUGUUAUGCACACCCUUAUGAUUUGACCAGUUCCUGGGCCCUCAAUCAAAGCUUUGCUACAACGCUAUUGAAUGGUUGAAACUACUGUAAUUGUCCCAUCCAGCUUGUACCGUAGGACCUUUGGGAGAGUGCACUGCUUAGGAUGGUUGCUCCUUGCCCCCAAGUCUUACACUACGCCCUGCAUGGCUGAAAGGUGGGAACUACUCUGAGGGGUCUGCAGGAAGGCCAGCACAUGGGGGCUGUGAAACCUCCUAGCCAGAUGACUGCGAGUCAGUGAUGUUGCCAUAGUGGAAUCUUUUGGAAAGGCUAGGAUGGGGAUGGGGAACCUUUUCCAGUCUAGGGGCCAUAUUCCCUUCUGAGGGACUUUCCAGGAGCCGGUGGUGGGUGGAGCCAGAGGCAAAAGUGGGUGCAGCAACAGAUGUGGGGUUUACCUUCAUAUAGGAGGCUACUUUCUUCACCCACACCUCUUUGUCCUCCAUCCAGACAAAAGACAGGAACAGAGUUCAAUAACACAUUCUAGCUGGGCAAAAACAAAGAGGGUGCAAAGUCAGGCUGGUGAGGGAUGUGGCCUGGGGACAAUUUUAAGGGCCAGUUAGAGAGGUCUGGAGGACUGCAUUUGGCCCCCAGGCCUAAGGUUCCGCACCCAGGGGGCUAGGCUGAAACAUUUAGGGAGCAGAAAAAUACAUUUUAUCCCCCACCCUGAAAAAGUCUCACCUGCUGAAAUCAGGCUGCUGGAGGGGAGCACAUGGCCCACCUUCCACCCGUCAUAAUUAUACGUUGUGCUUCCGCCACUGCACACUUUGCAAAUGUUAAUUCACCCGCCCGCUGCGCAUCAUGCAUUUGGCAGCUCCUUAGCUUCACGAGAUCUCUCUCUUCCCAUUUGCCUUUAGCUUGCACAAUCAGCUGUAUGUGGGCGGCUCUCAGGAGUCACAUCCGUUCAGUCGCCGCUCGAUGUCUCCCCUCGUUCCAGACGAGGACGGGAGUUCCCUCUCCUCCAUCACAGGAAGCGCUCUGUAUGCUUUGGUGCUCCUCCCCCUCCCUUCUCUUCCGAGGCUGCAGGAAGCUUGGUAUCUCACUGCGUCUGCACCCAUCUGUCCAUCUGGCUUGUAGGGUGUGCAUGUGUGCGCUGCUUCGUGGUCUGAUUCUCUUUGUCCCCAUUGCCGUCUUCGUCAUCGCUGCCGCCGCCUCCCUCUCCUUGGCAUAUGCGUCUCCCGCUUUUGGCAAGAAUGAAUUAAAACUGCUUCCUCUUCCUAGCUGAGGACCAGUUAUUUUUAGGCACGCUCACACAUACUCAUAAGCCCUCGCAGCCGGCAGUGUGGAGGUGUUUGUGAUGAAUAUCAAGGCCCGGAUAAACAUGCGUGUGACUUACUGCCGGUGGGCGGAUCUGAUGUGAGGCUGCUGAGUGGUUUUUAAUUAUUCCUUUUCAUGAUUAUUACCGGCGAGGCGCCUGUGGUUAUCACAAUGCAUGGUGCUCAGAGGCAGGGGCAGGGAGGCUUGUGCUGUGGAAGGAGCCUUGGGCAAAACUGUAUGCCUUCCCCCCACACCAUGCAGGAUUUGAAUGGAUGAAGUCCAGUUCCACCCAGCAUCCAAGGUAGAACAUAAGAGCAGCUCUGCUGGAUCAGGCCAGUGGCCUAUCUAGUCCAGUAUGCUGUUCUCACAGUGGGCGGCCAGCUGCCCUUUCUGGAAAGUGAACAAGCAGGACCUGAGCAUAACAGCAACUAUUCCCACUUGUGGUUCCCAGCAAACCAGCAUUCAGAAGCCUACGGCCUCUGACAAUGGAGGUAGAACAUAGCCAUACUGGCUAGUAGGCACUGAUAGCCUUCUCUUCCAUGAAUUUGCCUGAUCUAAAUCAUCUCAGCAUAAUGCAAUGACGAAUAACAUAAGGAGUUCCCUGCUGGAUUAGGCCAGGGGAGCAUCAUAGUCCCGCAUCUGGUUUUCAUAGUGAAUGGAGGUAAAAGAGGAUUGGACGAACUCAUGGCAGGUAUCAGUGGCUGGUAGCCAUGAGAGCUGUGUUCUGCCUUCAUUGCCAGAGGCAGUAUGUACUCAGGUCCUGCUUUCCUUUGGGGCUUCUGGUUGGCCACAGGGAGAACAGGAUGCUGGACUAGCUGGGCCUUUGGCCCAAUCAAGCAGAGGUCUUCUUAUGCUCUUGUUCAUCAUGCUCCCCUUGGAUUGCUUUAGAAGGGGAUUCGAUAGAGGGCAAGGCUGGCAAUGGCUGUUCCCUCCGUUGUUGGAGGUAGCAUGUCUCUGAACGCCAGUUGCUGGGAAUUGCAAGCAGUGAGAGUUGCUGUUGGGCUCAGGGCCUUCUUUGGGGCUUCCCAGAGGCAUCUGAUUGGUCACUGUCCAAACAGGAUGCUGGUGCCUUGAUCCAGCUGCCAGGCUCUUCUUACCUUCUUAUUUUCCACUUUUGCAUUCAUAUAGGGUGCUUCCGGUUGGGUAGCUGAAAUGUUGCAAGGAGGUAGUCGGCAGCAGAGUGUUGUUGUUUAAACCAAGGAGCAGCGUUUAGGACCCAAAACUGUGAUUAAUCUGCUUCUUGUCCUUCCCUAAAAUGUUUCUCCAGAGAGGCUGAGAGGGCGCUGCCACGAGCCAGGAACGACCCGCCUGCAGCCAUGGAAAAUGGAAUGCAGCUCCUAAACCGGGAUGGGCACAGCAUCUCCCACAACUCGAAACGGCACUACCACGACGCCUUCGUCUGCAUGAACCGCAUGCGGCAGCGAUCCUUGCUCUGCGACAUUGUGCUGCAUGUGGCCACCAAGGAGAUCAAGGCCCACAAAGUGGUGCUGGCUUCCUGCAGCCCUUACUUCCACGCCAUGUUCACAAGCAAGUAUCUCUACCCAAAUCCUCUUCCUCUUGCAGCUUGCCUCAGUUGCCUUGAAAGUCUGCACCCAGAUGGUUCAUGUUCUGCUCCAGUUGAGGCAAAAAUUCUGCAACCUGUAGAAAUUCUGCAAGUCGAGUAGACUUUUAAUUGGUGCCAUUCCUCUUGCUGCACAUAAUUCAUUAACCCUGAAAUUCUUUCUGCUUUGAGACUUUCCCUUUCAGGUGAGCUGCAGAGCAGAGUUUCUCGAAGGGUGCAUUAGAUAACUUGCAAAUGAACUUUAAUAGGUGCAUAAUUUAAUCUGGUGUUACUACUCAUGGAGAAGGGGAAAGGGGCUACGUGGGGCACUGACGCCCCAUAUUUAAUUUUUUAAAAUAUUUAUAUCCUGCCCUUCUUUGUAAAGGAGUCAAGGGUGGCAAUCACUUUAAUAAUAAUAAUAAUAAUAAUAAUAAUAAUAAUAAUAAUAUAUUCCUUAAUCGUGACAUAUAUAUAGCAGACAUUUUGGGUUCUACCCAAAUAAAUCCUACUCAGAGCAGAUCUAUUGAAAUUAACAGGUAUAAGUUAGUCAAGUCCACCCAGUAUAAACCAUCAUGGGUCUCUAAGUGAGGGGGGGAGCUAUUAGUAGUGUUGUCUCUGGCUUUUUUAAAGAAUCAAUCCGUCUUCCCAGAGAACUCUGGGAAAUGUAGCUGUGAGGGGAACAGGAGGGAGUCUCCUAACAACUCUCAGCACUCUUAAAAGACUACAGCUCCCAGGAGUCUUAGAUGAAACCAUGACAGUUUAACAUUACAGUGGUAAUGUUGCGGUUGUGGACGGGAUCCGUUCUGGAGCUUCGGUCGGAUUCCGAGGUUUCAGCAACCGGAGGGACCACUUUUGCGCAUGCACACACGGUGGUAGAGCGCUUCUGCGCAUGCGCACGUGGCAAAAACCCAGAAAUAUACUUCUGAGUUUGCCACUUAUGUAUCCCGAAGUUUACGUAAGUAGAGGGAUACGUAAGCGUAUAGUGCAGAUGGGGCCAAGUCUGAAGCAAGGGUUUCCCUCAGACCUCUAGGACUUGUGAUUGUUGCUACCCAGAGAUGAAUUUGGGACUUUUUGCAAAGAAAGCAUCUGUUCUGCCACUGAUCUGCGGCUCCUCCUCCUCCAAAGGGCUGGAUGGGUCUUGGCUUUUGCUGGGCACAGUGACCACAAUAAAGCCCCUAGGGGUUUCUGCUUAAGAUACCCAUGGCGUCCUCACAGAGUUCCCUUGUGUUUCCUUGCCACCGCAGAUGAGAUGAGUGAAAGCCGACAGACCCACAUAACACUCCAUGAUAUCGACCCGCAGGCGCUGGAGCAGCUGGUUCAAUAUGCCUACACGGCUGAGAUUGUGGUGGGAGAAGGGAACGUACAGGUAAGAUGGACCAGAAGGACCAGCAUCUUUUCUAUGGUUUCUUUGGGAACUGUCCUCACUGCUGCCUCACCUGCACCCUCUGCUGUUAAGCGGCAACAGCACUGCUGUGGCAUUCUGGUCUGAUGCCCACGGACAAAAGUGGCAGGACCACGGACAGCUCCGAGGGAGCAACUUGCUCAACAAAGGCUUGGAGCAGGCUGAGGCCUUUGGGGUCUCCAGACUUCCUCCUCCUGGCUCUGCCCACCUUGAGGGAACUUCAGAACCUUUGGCCUGAAAACAGGCAUGGAUCCUCCAUUCCAUAGUUUCCCUUCUGGUGGGCUCUUGGCCCAGCCAGACUAGAGACAUGUGGUUCUUCAAGUAAAGGCAUCAAUGAGGGUCCAGGCUUGGUGGUCUGGAAGUUCUUGCCCAGCCACCUGAGGUGUGAUGGUCUGCAUACCUUCAUGUAGUCAGGUCUGAGCCCUGACCCAAACUAGCUCCCCACUUGGUGCCUCUGCAGCCUCCAACUCUUUGUCCAGAUCAGCGCUGGGUGCAAGGGCCAUGAAAGCUGCUGCUGCGCUGCCCCACCAGGCGAGCCGUUCCUUUAUAUUUCCUUCUGUUUCCAGCGUUCAGGGAUGGGUGUUGACAUUUUUGUAGUCAAAAUCGCACAUGUACACAGAGGUCGGUAUCAGUAGGCUUGGAGAAAUCCCCCUGCAGAGAACCCUCUAUUCUUGCAGUUGUACAAAAAUAAACUUGAGUGGGGGCGGGAAUCCUAACAGAAGAUCCCCUAGACCCCACAUCACCCCACCUCACCCCAGAAAAGCCCCACCCCAAUGAGGACUGAGCCAGGGGACCUUUGGAGAAAUGGGUGAGAGAAGGAAUGGAAUGGAGCAUCUUGGAUAUGGGCAAGGAGCACUCCACAUGGCCAUAUGAGGUUCCUGGGUCCGUCUUGUUUAAUGUCUAUUUAUGUAUCAAAACCAAAUUGCAGUGGCACCUCCAGGCCCCUGAACCACAGAUGCCUGUAAUCUUAUCACAUUGCCCUCCCUGCAAUUCCCGAUGAUGUCACAUGAUGGCUGGCCGGGGCUUUGUUUGCUGCUGGUCUUGCAGUGCUUCCAACAAGGCUGGCUCAGCUGGCCUGGAGCAACCCCUUCUCUCUUCCCAUCUGUGGAUCUCUCUUGGGUUUUUGUAGGUUCCUACCAGAAGGUGAUGGCUGAAAGACUGCUGAGCGCAAAACCAGGAUAAUUGAGGGAAGCCUUGGUCCAAAGUAGAAGCUUCCCUGCUAUGUUUGCGCUUACUGCACAGCUUUCCAUUUUAAAAAAUGGAAAGAAAAAUGAUGACACACAACUUAUUAAAAUGCAAGAAGCAGAAGUGUUCUUAGUGCUAUGGGGCUGGGGCACUCUUCUCUCCUCUAGCUUCCAGGACCUGGUAUUCAGGAGCAUUGCUUCCUCUGGCUGUGGAGGCAGUGCAGAACCAUCAGGGAUAGAAGCCAUUGAUAGCCUUGCUUCCAUGAAUUUGUCCAAUCCUCUUUGAAAGACAUCCACGUUGGUGGCCAUCACUGCCUCCAGUGGGAAUGAGUUCUAGCAAGAUCGGACCCUGCCCAUCAGCUGGUGACACCUAAAGAUGUUAGCUGAUUGGCAGGUGGGUGUGCUUUUGGGAGGAAAUGACUUCACAGGCCAAUUUAGACCCCCUGGUGGGCCAAGAUCGUUUCCUUGUGUGUGUUUUUCCCCUUUGGAAGAUUUCUUAAAUAUGUUUUCCAAAAUUUCACACAUACAUUUCAAUACAUAAUAAAAACUUUUUUUUUUUUACUUCCCACUCCCUUUGCUUCCCCUUUUUCUCCCUCUGCUACAUCCUGUCUUCUAUCUCUUAAACCUUAACAAAACUACUAUAAUCUUUAAUCCAUUCUGUUGUUCAUAAUUCAAAUCCUACUCGUGUGUUCGCCAUACGAUAAUAUUUCUCUAAAUAAUCCGAAAAGGGUUUCCAUUCUUCCACAAAACCUUCAUUGUUAGGUUCUCUUAUUUUAGCUAUUAAAUUUGCCAAUUCUGCAUAAUCCAUUACCUCACUUAUCCAUUCUUCUUUAGUGGGUAUUUCUGCUGCUUUCCAUUUUUGUGCAUGGAGAACCCUAGCUGCAGUUGUUUCCUUGUUACAUAUAUUGUACAUGUCACUUUGUAAACAGCUUAGCAACUGUCUUUAAGUACAUAGUAGUAUAUAAGGAGGCAGUGAUGGUCACCAAGUUGGAUAGCUUUAAAAGAGGAUUAGACGCAUUGAUGGAGGAGAGGGCUAACGAUGUCUACCAGCCGCAAUGGCUAUGAUCUGACUCCAUAGUCAGCGGCAGCAGUGCUUCUUAAUAGCAAUUGUUGGAAACAUCAGGAGGGGAGACUGCUCUUGCGCUUGAAUACUGCUCACUGGUUUCCCACAUGCAUCUGGCCGGCCGCUGUGAGAACAGGAUGCUAGACCAGGUGGGCUAUCGGCCUGACCCAGCAGGGCUCUUCUUAAAUAUAUUAAAUAAAAAUGGCCUGCAGCCUAAAGGCUCCCCACCCCUAGCGUCCUGGUUCAAGAACAUGUUUGGAAAGUCCUUCUCUGUAGGUCUCAGCUUUUAAGAUUGUUUCUUGCUGUCUGGAGAAGGAUGGAAGAGGAUGUUCCACGGUGGCAUUAGGAGCAGGAGUGUCAGGACCGGUGAGGGUUGGGGGGAAUGAGAUACCUACCUGUGACAGGCUUUUUUGCCUUGCAGACACUGCUUCCUGCCGCCAGCCUCCUCCAGCUGAACGGGGUGCGGGAUGCUUGCUGCAAGUUCCUGUUGAGCCAGCUGGACCCCUCCAACUGCCUGGGCAUCCGGGGCUUCGCAGACACACACUCCUGCAGCGACCUGUUGAAGUCGGCCCACAAAUAUGUCCUGCAGCACUUUGUGGAUGUCUCCAAGACAGAAGAGUUCAUGCUUCUGCCUCUCAAGCAGGUAAGAGAUUGCACAGCCCUUUUCCCCCCUUGUGUGUCAGGUUUUGCGAAUGGUACGAAGCAGCACCAGGGUUCGCUCACCUGCUUGAGAUUGAGGCUGCAAUCUAGCUUUGCAAAUGAAAUCCACAAAACGUUUUAGUAGCACAAACUAAAGGUAUAAUGCAGGCUUCCUCAACCUUGGCCCUCCAGAUGUUUUUGGCCUACAACUCCCAUGAUCCCUAGCUAGCAGGACCAGUGGUCAGGGAUGAUGGAAAUUGUUGUCUCAAAACAUCUGGAGGGCUGAGGUUGAGGAAGCCUGGUAUAAUGAGUGAUCGAUUCCCCCAUCCCCCAUGUUUGGUUUUGCACACAGACACUCAGUCCCAUCAGUUUAUGCAAAUGUCUGGAUUCAGUGGGAAACCAACACCAUGAAUGCUGUCCAAACACCCUGGUAAAUAAAUAUGGCUAGAGUGAGUCUGGCUCAGGAUAGCACAGCUUCCUGUGUAGUCCUAAAGGGUUAAAAAAUUGAGGGAGGUACCUCCCUCCUAGCAACUUCAGUGCCUCCAAUCGCUUUUCCAAACCGCAGGCCAAGCUUUGCAGCUGGUAUAGGAAGAAUGCAUGUAAAUACGUGCUGACCUAAUGUGCUUCUUAUGCAGUAAGAAAACACCAGUGUGCCUUCUCAUUAAAACUCCUCCUGCGUUUCCAUGAGGCCAUUCCUGCCUUUGCUGGUGGCAUCAUGCCAGCUUCUCCUUGGACACUGUUGCCUAUGCUUGGCAGGCACCACUGUGAUGCCCUUUGUAGAUGGGAAGCAUUGGGAAGGGCUGUGUUUUUUGUUUUUAGUGGGGGGGAGGCGUGCUUUGCAUGCAGAAGGUCCCAGGUUUAAUAUCCCCCAAUCUGAAGUUCUGGAAAGCCACUGCCUGUCAGUGUAGACACUACUGAGCUAGAUGGACCAAUGGUCUGAGUAUAAGGCAACUUCCUAUGUCCCUAUGGUUUAUGUAGCUUAGUGGUAGAGCAUCUGCUUUGCACGCAGAACCUCGAUCCUUGGCACCUCCAGUUAAAAAGGCUCUCAAGUAGCAGUGAAGACCACUAGCUGAAUCCUUGGGCAGCUGCUACCAGCAAAAGGGACCAUUAGUGAGUUUAGAUGAGGGAUCAGUAACCUGCUAGGUGGUUUUCAAAUAUAAAACCAAGCACUAACCUAUAAAGACCCAUCAUUAGCACACACAAUAAAAGAACCCCAUCCAAACACAAAAAAUGGAACGUUCACGAUUAGAAUAACCAACAAGCAAUCCCAUUAAAACAGCAACAUAGUUAAAGCAGUCUGCUGAGGUCCCAGUGAGCCUCUUCUAAUGUUCUCAUGUUGUUCUUAUCUCAAUCUCUUGAUCUGGAUCCUGCUGGCGGUUCUUGGGAUCAACUUUGUUCAAUUCCAUUUUUCCAGUGCAGUCUGAAAUAAUCCAAAUUUUCUAUUCUUUUCGCCCCCCUCCACCCACCCCGGUCCUCCUCUACAGGUGCUAGAUCUCAUCUCCAGUGACAGCCUCAAUGUGCCCUCAGAGGAGGAAGUCUAUCGAGCUGUCUUGAGCUGGGUGAAGCAUGAUGUGGACAGUCGAAGGCAGCAUAUCCCUAGGGUACGUUGCUGUGCGGGUUUCGGUGCUGUUUGGGAUGAAUGUGGGAGGGAGGCUGCAUGCUACAUAGCCAAGUCUGCUAUUUUCAGCUGACCCCCCAAAUGGUGGUUGCUGGGUCUCCAGGCUCUCCUCCGUCCCUUCCUUGACCUCAGGCUGUGCUUCUGUGCAAGGUCAGGGACAAAUCACUGCUUCCCUCCGCAAAGUUUGGAGAGGGGUGGGGUGGCUCAUCCCUGCAGCUGCACCAGAGUGCCUCAGUAGCCCAGCAACAAGGCCACCAUUUCCAGGCUUUCUUUGCUAACUGCAAGCUGGAGCAGGUGCCAAGGAUUCUCCCACAGUUGCACUGUUGGUUUAGAGCACUGUACAAUGACGCGGUUGGCGCUGUGGGUUAAACCACAGAGCCUAGGGCUUGCUAAUCAGAAGGUCGGCGGUUCGAAUCCCCACAAUGGGGUGAGCUCCCGUUGCUCGGUCCCUGCUCCUGCCAACCUAGCAGUUCGAAAGCACGUCAAAGUGCAAGUAGAUAAAUAGGUACCGCUCCAGCGGGAAGGUAAACGGCAUUUCGGUGUACUGCUCUGGUUCGCCAGAAGCAGCUUAGUCAUGCUGGCCACAUGACCUGGAAGCUGUACGCCAGCUCCCUCAGCCGAUAAAGCGAGAUGAGCGCCGCAACCCCAGAGUCGGUCACGACUGGACCUAAUGGUCAGGGAUCCCUUUACCUUUACCUUACAAUGACAAAAGUGAUUAUUCCUCCUAGCUGUCCAGCUCCAAGCUAGAGAAGAAGGCUCUUAUUUUACUCACCAAAAGAAACACUCGUUGCGAAAAACAGAAUUAUUGACCCCUCUGUAUGACAUAACCGCACAACUGAUUUCAAAAACAGGACAGCCUUCUUUUUCCCCUACCGAUGGAUGCCAUUCUAGAGACAGAGAGAAAUAAUGAAUGGGUCAUCUGAUUUUAUUCCGCUGUAGUUAAGAACGGGAAGGAAUUCGUUUCAGUUGACAUUUAAAAGCAAAUCUAUCUAAUUUGCACUUUCUGAAACGAUGCAGAAAGCAAAGCACAAUCGUCCUCCGAAAUGUGCAAAUCUCUGAAUUUCUCAGUGCAGUUCCCCUCACAGAGCAACAUUUCUUAACAGUCAAUCCUACUUUCUGGGGGACUCUGGAAAUUGUAGCUAAUAAGGGUUGCCUAACAACUCUCAGCGUUCUUAACAAACUACAGUUCCCAGGAUGCUUUGCAGGGAGCCAUGGCCAUUUCAACUGGGGUAGCGGUUAGAGAGUUGGCCUUGGACCUGGAUCAGCAGAGUUCAAAUGGAGGGAAAAGGUGGGAUAUAAAUACAAUGAAUAACUUGAUACUGCUUUAAUAUAUAGUGCAAAUGAAGCCUUAGUUGGAUGCAACCCUUAGUGCAAACAAGUUUGGGUAGAUGCCCAAAGAACAGGUUGUCUGAAAGUGACCCUGUUCUUGCAUGAUUCCAGUUCUAGACUCUUCCUUUUAUUUUGUUCAUGUCCCCCCUCACACCCCGCCCCAACCCUCUUCUUUUUUCUCCCCAGCUCAUGAAGUGUGUCCGGCUUCCCCUCCUAAGCCGUGACUUCUUGAUGAGCAACGUCGACACAGAGCUGCUUGUGCGGCACCAGUCAGAAUGCAAGGACCUUCUCAUCGAAGCCCUCAAGUACCAUCUCAUGCCUGAGCAGAGAGGCGUCCUUAGUAACAGCCGAACGCGCCCCCGGCGUUGUGAGGGGGCCAGCACUGUGCUCUUUGCCGUGGGUAAGGAGGCUUGGCCACGACCAAGGAACUGGAUGUUGGGGGUUGUGGGGAGAGGGGGGACUUCUGGAGGUUGGACAAAGGAAGGACUAGAUGAGGGGAAUGAUUGUGCAGGUGGCACAACUUCCUGGCCUGUCAUAACUGUUAAGCAAAUUCACAUAAGUACAGCAAGCUGGAACACACAGAGAAAAAUCCUGGUAACACUUUUUCUGAGCCAAUUAGACAAAAUCAGUGUAUAAUUUGAGAAGAAAGAAACAGAGAGGUUUUUGUCUUUUCUUAGUUCAGGCCUUAUACAGAGCAAGGUUAGAUAUUCAACCAAACACAGGGAAAACUGCCUCACAACUGCACAGCCAGUCACAGCACAUGCUACCUCAUGAAAGCACAUGCUAAAGAUCAUGCUGCUCUGCCAGGUUGCUAAGCAAAACCUCCACCUAUUCCCCCUUCCUUGGCUAGUUGAUUAACACUUAACAGAAUUUACCCUUAAGUUGUACACUGAAUGAUCUCUGCUGUUGCACUUGCCACAAUAACUGGCCGGCACGUCCAACUCAAAAGAGGCUGCGAGGGGUGAGGCCAAAGUUGUCAAGCUUUUUUUGGAGAGGGGAAGAUCUAACUAUAUUUUAGUUUCCUAACUUGUCAGCUACAUACAACAUACAAUUAAAUACCACCCAUUUGACACAAUGGAGGAACAGAGCGAUGGAGGAGGGAGGCAGGGAUUUUCACUGCAUUGCUUUUCACAACUGCCAAUCGAGAGGGAUCCCGUGAUCAACCAAGAUCAGCCGGGGAUCGACCUGUCGAUCAGUUGACCAGUUGGACAUCACUGAUGUAGAUGAUGGAGAAUGAUGAUGGGAGUUAAGAGUCCCAACAACAUAUGAAGGAUGACAGAUUCCUCAUUCUCUCUGUAGAACCAGAGCCUACCUGUUGGAUGCUAUUACUUGCUUCCAUUGGGAUCCUCCCCGCUACCCUGCUGGGGCUUGUUCAGCACCCCCUGGUCACCUCCUACCAUCCCUCCAUGUUUCCUCACAACUUUAAUGGGACUUUACAUCAUGUCUGGAUGAUAGUACAUUGUACAGUCUCUGGGGAGCCAAAUCCAGUCCUUCAGAUUCUCUGUGUGGCCCUCUCCCCAGGCUGUACCCCUAAUUUGGCCUGCUUUGCACCCCAAGCAUUUUUGCAGCCCACCUAAGCAGCAGCUUAUCAGGUGGCUGGAGUCAAAGGCUAAGAGCCAGACAUUUGCAAACCACCGACUUGCAGGGGGCAGCCUUCAGGCCUCAGGCUCACCUAUAGGACUGCCUAUAGCCCAGUCCUGACAGGAGGUUGCCUCAGAAACAGCUGUGUGAACUGAGCCCCGAGAUGAGCUUGCAGAGAGCCCCUUGGCCUUACCCCCCUGGCCUUCCAGCUUGUCACUUUCUCCCCGCUUUCUGUUUUCGUGCAGGUGGCGGCAGCCUCUUUGCCAUCCAUGGUGACUGUGAGGCCUACGACACCAGGACAGACCGCUGGCACAUGGUGGCUUCGAUGUCCACUCGCCGGGCCAGGGUGGGCGUUGCUGCCAUCGGGAACAAGCUGUAUGCCGUGGGCGGGUAAGGAGGAAUUCUCGGCCACUCUCACCUGCCCCCCACCCCCAUGGCUGUCAUCACAUAAUUUAAAGGGAGCAAUAGAUGUCAGGGAGGGAGAAUUUCGUAUUUAUGGAACCCGGCCUGGUGAUUAUCAGCUAGUGGUAACGCAGAAGCAGACGUUUUCAUUGGUAGCUCCAGUGUUGUGGAAUGCAUUCCCUGUUGCAUCUGCCAGCUUUUGAAGACACACCUGUUUACACAGGCAUUAGUCUGAUUUCUUGACCAGAGUGCCCUGUUUUAAUUGCUGUUUUGGUUUAAUUGUUUAUUUUGAUUGUGGAUGUUUGUUUUUUAAAAUAUAUUUUUCAUUGAAAAUUUUCAACAUAAAAUACAAUAAGAAUCAAACUAAUAUACAGAACAAUAAUAUUUUAGAAACCAGAAGGGAAAAAAGAAAGGAAAGAAAGAAAAAAGAAAUACAGUGGUACCUUGGUUUAAGAAAGCUUAGUUUAUUAACAACUUGGAUUAAGAAUGCUGCAAACCCAGAAGUAGGUGUUUUGGUUUGUGAACUUUGCCUUGGAAGCAGAACAUGUUUCGCUUCCUGUUGAGUGUGUUCCAUUUGUAAAUUGAGUCCCCCCCUACUACGGGAAAGCGCACCUUGGUUUAAGAAUGCUUUGGUUUAAGAACGGACUUCCGGAACAGAUUAAGUUCAUAAACCAAGGUACCACUGUACUUAUAAGGCCAAUGACGGUAUUUAUAUAAUAAAUAUCCUGUCAUUUAUCCACAGGCAGAGAGGUAAACCCUUGUUUUGAUUGUGAAUGUUUAGGUUUUUAAUGUUUUAAUGGGAUUAUUUUACUGUGCAUUUUAGUUGUGGAUGUUGAUAUGUUUGUGUAGUUGUCUUUUUUAUAACUUGUAAACCCCUUAGAAGCCCAUUUUGGUAUGAAGUGAUAAAUAUGUAUUAUUCUUAUUCUUAUUAGCAUUUGGUUGUCUCCAAUGUUAGAUCUAAUCAGAGUAGACCCAUUGAAGUUAAGGGACAUGACUAACUUGGAUUUGUUCAUUUCAGUGGGUCUACUCUGAGUAGCACUUAGUUGGAUGCAACCCAUGUAUCCUGAUUUAGGAGCUAGCAGCAAAAGGCAGAGAUGAUUGGGAGGGGUGUCAUUAUUCAGACUGCAUUUUCCUAAUGUCUCCAUUUUAAAAGAUCUCAUGUCUGAGAACUUGGACAGCUGCUACCAGUUACAGGUAGGUAGCCGUGUUGGUCUGCCGUAGUCGAAACAAAACAAAAAAAUUCCUUCCAGUAGCACCUUAGAGACCAACUAAGUUAGUUAUUGGUAUGAGCUUUCGUGUGCACGCACACUUCUUCAGAUACCUCUUCAGCUGCUGCCAGUCAGAGCAUAAGAACAUAGAACUAGCCAGCUGCUGUUAUUUAUUUCCCACCCUUUACUCUAAAGUCCUAGGGCAUGUCACAACAAUUUACCGUAUUUUUCGCUCUAUAACACGCACCCAACCAUAACACGCAUGUAGUUUUUAGAGGAGGAAAACAAGGAAAAAAUAUUCUAAACGAAACAGUGGAUGUAUGAUUUUUGUGGUUCAUGCUGUGGCCACAGACAUGUGAUCUGACGGUGAGUUUGGAGUAGCCCAAUGCAAAAAUCCAUGUGGAUCCAUGCUUUGUAACCACGUUUUUGCACCACUGUGGCCCCAGGCAACAGUGGGUGCGGUUUUUUUUUUUGGUGCAAGAUGUAGCCAUGGACAUGCUAUGUGAUCUGAUGGUGAAUUUGGGGUGACCCAGUGCAAAAAUCCUGAGGAUCCAUGUGUAUCCAUGCUUUGUAACCACGUUUUAAGUGGGGAGGGAAGGAAAAGCACUCAAGGGACAAGGAGCACGCGUGGGGUGUGUGGAGAAGGAUGCUGCUAAUAAUGCAGAAGAGGAGUUUAAGGGGAGAAGGAACAUGCGUGGGGUGGGUGGAGAAGGAUGCUGCUAAUAAUGAAGAAGAGGGAUAUAAGGGGAGAAGGCUCCUCUCCUCUCCCACUUUGCUCCUUUAAAGCAAGCAGGCUCUGCUUUUCUCCCUCCUCCCCGCUCACCCCCGGCUUAGCGAGCUGAAAAACUUUGCUGCUAUGUAGCGAGCUGAGUGGGGAGGAGAGAGGGACAGAGAGCCUGCUUGCUUUAAAGGAGCCAACCGGACUCCUCUCCCUAUUUGCUCCUUUAAAGAAGCAGUCUCUCUGUCCCUCUCUUCUCCCCACUCAGCAGCUCUUCUCCCACUUUGCUGUUUCAAAGCGAGCCACGGAGGAGGGAAGGAAGGGGAACCAUGGAUCCUCUGCUCACGACUGCAGCAGAUCCCCCCGCCACCCGUAGGCAUUCCCUCCAUAACACGCACAGACAUUUCUCCUUACUUUCUAGGAGGAAAAAAUUGAAUGUUAUGGUGCAAAAAAUAGGGUAAAACAACAACAUUAAAAACAGUUUAAAACCAGAAGAACAGGGUAGGUCCUAAAUAUAUACAUCUCAAUAGUAUAUUUUUUAUGCUGGAAAAUGUUUGUAGUAUUUUUUAUAAUUUUAUCAAAUGAUAUUUUACAGAAAAUUAUUUUAAAAUUCUAAAACUAUAAAUAUGUUAAUAUAUUCAAUAGUAACGCUAGCUCUGUUUCACUGCAGCUACGAUGGGACCUCUGACUUGGCCACAGUGGAGUCUUACGAUCCCGUCACCAACUCGUGGCAGACAGAGGUUUCCAUGGGGACCAGGCGGAGCUGUUUAGGGGUGGCAGCACUGCAUGGACUCCUCUACGCUGCUGGAGGGUAUGAUGGAGCCUCGUGCCUCAACAGGUAAGAGGGCUUAUUGGCUUAUUUGCCAUUCACCUUGCCCCCCUCAUUCCCAGAGUGGUUUAACAAUCAAUCACUCUUCUUAGGGAACUCUGGGAGUUGUAGCUUUGUUGGGGGGAAUAGAGGGUCUCCUGACAACUCUCAGCACCCUUAAACAAACUACAGCACCCAUAAUUCUUUUGGGGGGAAGCCAUGGCUGUUUAAAGUGGUAUCACAGCACUUUAAAUGUAUGGUGUGAAUGUGGCCCCGGUGUGAUGCAAACCCGUUGAAAUUCACAAACAAGGCUAAUUUCAGGGGUUCCACUCUUGAGUAAAACCUAGUUGGAUACAACUGAAAACAAUUGAAAUUACAAGUUUCUUAUAGCUAGGAAAAAUGCCAUCUGACCAUAUUUCUUAAAUAAGAGAAUAUAUGCAGGCAACUCCAACUUAUGCACCUUUAACUUCUGCGCAUUCAGCUUUAUGCGCAUGACAAGAAGAUAACAAAAGAUUUUAAAGGGGGGGGGACCCUCUGGCAAUCCCACCCACCAUUGCCCCCAAUGUAGUUUGGCUUUACAAACUAUCCCCAGAACAUAACCUCUGUGUAAGUUGAGAGUUGCCUGUGGGUGGAUGGUUGUGUUGCAUCCAAUACUAGUCCUACUCAGAGCCAACCCGUUGAAGUUAAUGGACUUGACCAAUAAGUCCAUUAAUUUCCACAGAUCUACUUUGAGUAUGACUUGUAUACAUAUUAUCUUAAAAGUUCACAUUCAAGUAAUUAAUGGGUAAAGAUCCAGUUCUCCAAAAACUUGUCUACUGCUAUUCCACCCCUCUCUCGGUUUUUUUGUUUUACAAUGCAUCUGUUUGGUCACCAUAACUAUUAACCAUAUUCUACUUAUUCCUCUCUCUUGACCUGCCUCAGUGCUGAAAGAUAUGACCCCCUAACAGGCACCUGGACAUCCAUCGCAGCUAUGAGCACCAGAAGGAGAUACGUCCGUGUGGCAACUCUUGGUAAGUCUGGCUUAUAAAUUAGAGAGAGAGAGAGAGAGAGAGAGAGAGAGAGAACACUUGCUGUUCUAAGAACAUACCAGAAUAACAGGCUUGGCACUUUCCCAAAGCAAUUGUGUGAAAUAGUUUUAUCCAGUAUGCUGGCCCACUUUUGUCCUUGGCUCCGCCUUCCAAUGGGAUGUGGCCCCUGAAAGGCUGCCCAGAAGGGAUUGUGGCUCUCGGGUUGAAACCAACCCCUGCUUUGAAGCACUAAGCACCACAGUAAGUUCCAUAGCUGCUUGACGGAGAACCUCAGCUGUGGAAUGGCUCCUUUUGGGCUUUCUGUACAGAUUUUUUUUGCGUGUGCCAUGCGUUCUUCCUUCCGCUCCAGUUUGCUGACCUCCAAGCCCCAGGGACUUCUUAGUCAUUCCCCUUCCACUCAUGCGUGCUGCCUGCUGUCGUCAUGGCACCGCAUGCCUGGCCUGCCACUUGCUCUGCACCUGUCCAAAAAGCAAACUUAAUCCUAACAGCAGGCGGCCUUGUUUAGGCUGCUGCCUCGCUCUCACGGAACAGUUCAGAAGCUGCCUUGUGAAUGUUUAAUGUCCCCUUGCACCAGAUGAAGCCUCUGCAAAGUGGCCGGAAGGAACGUCUGUGUCUGUGUCUGUGUCUGUGUCUGUGUCUGUGUGUGUGUUUUCACGCUCCAUGAGGUAAUCUCUCCCCAGAGGAGCCUGCCUUGGCUGCUCAGUCCUUGUGGCCUGGUGUUUUUCUGUACACUCAUCUUUUUAUUGGGCCUAGCACCCAUUCCAAGGCUUUAAACUGUCGUUUACCCCUCACAGAGCUACCACUCCCAGCACCCUUGUCAAACUACAGUUCCCAGGUUUCUUUUGGGAAAGGCAAGUGCUUCAAAUGUAUGGAUUGAAUGUGUGUUUUGCUGCAUAUUUAUGCAUGGGUUGUAUGUGUGUGUGUUUUUCAUCUUCUUCUUCUUCUGCAGAUGGCAACCUCUAUGCUGUUGGGGGAUAUGAUAGUUCAUCACACCUGGCAACUGUGGAAAAAUAUGAGCCACAGGUAAACAGGAAGGGGCAAAGCACUGCGGGUUAUCGGGAGAAGAAUGGGAAGUUUUGGAUAUACCGUAGCUGGGGUGGUGAUGGAGCCACUGAGAGUGGGCCGGAAGGAAAAUCGGGGGGGGGGGGCAGGCUGCAAAGAUGAAUUGCAAUGAGAACUUAUGAGCAGCAGGUGACAGAAAGCCCUGCAGGACUUCUGCCUUCCAGUGUGUGCCUUUACUACUACUACUACUAAUAAUAAUAAUAAAUUUUAUUUAUACCCCGCUCUCCCCAGCCAAGGCCAGGCUCAGGACGGCUAACAAGCAAUAAUAAAAACAAGUUGAAUGAAUACAACUUAAAAAACAAGAUUAAAAUACAACAUUAAAACGUUAAAAUGCAGCCUCAUCACAGGAGGAGAAAGGAAAAAGAAAGAGGGGGAUGGAAUCAAAUUGACUCCAAGCCAAAGGCCAGGCGGAACAACUCUGUCUUACAGGCCCUGCGGAAAGAAAUCAGAUCCUGCAGGGCCCUGGUCUCAUGAGACAGAGCGUUCCACCAGGCCGGAGCCAGUGUUGAAAAAGCCCUGGCUCUGGUUGAGUCUAAUCUAACUUCCUUAGGGCCCGGGACCUCUAGGGUGUUGCUAUUUAUGGACCUUAAGGUCCUCCGUGGGGCAUACUACACCCAAAAGGAGAAAAUAACCUAGCCAUAUACUGUACUGUAUUUGUGCAAGGCCAUCACCAUGCUGGCGAUGGGCUGAGCAUGCUCCAGGUUGUGGGAAAGAUUGGAGACAAUGGGUGAUGGGGUGAGUGAGCUGGGCUUGUGAUGGGAGGAGGCCUGCAAGAAGGGGGGGCAGGUGGCGUGAGAGCAAGAGGGGCAGCGGCCGAGCAAGCAGGGCUUGCAGCAGUGAGCUGAAGAAGGCAAGUGAGCCAUGGGCAUAAUAGCCCAGCAACUUGGGUUUGCAGCAGCAGAUCAGGUCAAGCGAGAGGGGCAGCACAUGGAGUGGGGGUAGGGGGUUUGGCGAGCAAAGCAAGCAGGGGAGUCAGCCCCUCAUGUGGCUCAUAAGAGCAUAAGAAGAACAGUGUCCUAGGCCCAUGUAGUCUUGCAUCCUGUUAACCCAGUGGCCAGCCAAAUGCCUCUGCGAUAUCCGAAAGCAGGACCUGAGCGCGGCAGCAUUUCCCCAAUUGUGGCUCCUAGCAGUUGGUAUCAGGUGCACCCUGCCUCUGAUAGUGGAGAUAGAGCAUAGCCGUUGUUGCUCCAGGUAUCUAUGUAGUGUGGCUGAGUUAUACUUUUAAGUUUUAUAUUAUUGCUCUUUUUAAUCUAUAGAUAUGUAUGUAUGUAUAUGUUUCCUUUGCUGUUUCCUGCCAGAUCAAUACAUGGACUCCGAUUGCCAACAUGCUGAGCCGCCGCAGCAGUGCCGGUGUGGCUGUUUUGGAAGGGAUGCUUUACGUGGCAGGAGGCAAUGACGGGACAAGUUGCCUUAACUCGGUGGAGCGCUACAAUCCAAAAACGAACACUUGGGAAAGUGUGGCACCCAUGAACAUCCGGAGGUAGGGAGCAGCAUAUCCCAAAGAGAGGCUGCGGAUGGGCUGCAGUGUCACAAGCCACCCUUCAGGGCAGGGAUUCCCAAACUGAAUGAAGGUUCAUGCACUUCAUUCAGGUGGUAGGCAACAUGCCUGUAAAAAAAUGCAAUUAAAAAUCAUCUUGAGCAGCGUACUGCAGUCGCUACGGCAGGCGGAAAAAGGCAGUAAGUGGUCUGUCAAGACCCUCAACCAUGUUCAAGUGAACGUAAUAACAGCUCGCUGGCUCAGGCCAAUCUAGUCUUUUAUGCAAUCCUCAAGGUGGCCAACCAGGUGCCUGUUAUGUGAAACCUGCAAGCAGGACCAGAGCCCUCUCCCCUCCUGCGGUUUCUGGCAUCUGGUACAGUGGUACCUCAGGUUUCAUAUGCUUCAGGUUACAUACGUUUCAGGUUACAGACUCCGCUAUCCCAGAAAUAGUGUUUCAGGUUAAGAACUUUGCUUCAGGACGAGAACAGAAAUUGUGCUCCGGCAGCACGGCGGCAGCAGGAGGCCCCAUUAGCUAAAGUGGUGCUUCAGGUUAAGAACAGUUUCAGGUUAAGAACGGACCUCCGGAACGAAUUAAGUACUUAACCCGAGGUACCACUGUAUUCAGAAGCAUCACUGCAUCUCACCGUUGAGGCAGACCACAGUCAUCAGCAAUUGCAGCCAUUGACUGCCCUCUCCUCUGUGCAUUUGUCUAAUCCUCUUUAAAAGCCAUCAUUGACUCCUGUGCCAUAGUUUAACCAUGAGCUGUGUGACAAAAUGCUUUUUUUAUCUGUCCUGAAACUUCCAACAUUCAGCUUCAUUGGAAGUCCACAAGUUCUAGUGUGAUGAGAGAGGGCGGAAAACAUUUCCCUGUGCCCCUUCUCCACGCCAUGUGUCAUUUCACAAGCUUCUAUCACUUCUCCUCUUGCUCACCAUUUUAUAAAAACUAAAAAGUUCCAGCAGCUGCGACCUUUCUUCAUACGGGAGUCGCUCCACUCCUUUGAUCAUUUCAGUCACCCUUUUCUGAAUAUUUUGCAACUCUACAAGUGGUCCAUGGGAAAAAAAGUCAGGGGACGUGAUGACCACAUUCCUCGUUGCGAGCCGUAGCGUAAAACAAGAAGAGUGGCAAGCCAUGUUUGGUCAUCUGCUGCUUGUUUCCUGUGUACAAAUUAAAUCCAGUGCCACCUAGUGGCCAAAUUGCAGAAUGACACUAUCCACGCAGCUGGUAACCUCUUGGUUUGACUUUCUCUCCUCAGGAGCACCCAUGACUUGGUGGCUAUGGACGGGUGGCUAUAUGCAGUGGGAGGCAACGAUGGCAGCUCCAGCCUCAACUCCAUCGAGAAGUACAACCCGCGCACCAACAAGUGGGUGGCGGCUUCAUGCAUGUUCACCCGCCGCAGCAGCGUGGGCGUGGCUGUGCUGGAACUCCUCAACUUCCCGCCCCCUUCCUCCCCUACCCUAUCGGUGUCCUCGACGAGUCUUUGACAAAGAGUCCGGUCGCACCUUGCCUCGAGGGGACUGCAGCAUCUGUCGGAGUGCAAAGCCAGCCUGGCCUGACCCCUGCGGCAGCCAUUCUUUGUGAAGAAAGAGAGUGAUGAAGGCGUUGAUGCUGCGUCCAUACAUUUUUAGUAAUAACUUUCUGAGGGGGCCAUUUCUGGUUCUUGUGGCGGAGCUCCAAAUGGGGAUUUAGACCACACUUCUUUAAGAAAGAAAAGAGAAAGAAAGAAACACCAAGAGCCCCUCCUGGUUUUCACCAUCUCUUUCAUCAUCACCUGACUGGUUCUGCCUGGUCUUGUCAAGACCGGACUCAAUAAUCUCCUACUUCCAUGUUUGGACAUGACUUCUGGUUCCACCUCCUGCAAUGGAGCUUAAACAACGAGAAGGAAGGAAAGAAAGAAAGAAAGAAAGAAAGAAAGAAAGAAAGAAAGAAAGAAAGAUUGAGAAACAAACAAAGCCCAUCUAAGGCAGGCAGGAGGAUCACUUGUUUCGGUUACACCAACAGCUGAAUGUAAGCUGUGAAUGUCACAAUUAGCCAAAACUUCUUACCAAGCCUAUAGCGUACUCUUACAGAUUCGUGAGGUGAUGCACUUCUUUCUCUCACACUGGUGUCUAUUGAAAGGGAUGCCUUAAAAUUAAAAAAAUAAAACAGGGCUGGAGGGAAGAUGGCUGCAACACAAGCCCUCUUAACAUGUUCAGUGGCCCCUCGCUCUGUCAGCCCGGUUAUGUGCCACCAAUUCUGACGUUCUCCUGCCCUCUUCAGCGGCAUGGGUUUUGGGGCAUCCGCCAAUGUGCUGGCUCUGCUGUUUUGAUUCCCCAACCCCACUUCCCAAAAAUAAUUAGGAAGAAGCUAGCCCGACGACGGUGCUCUGGGAUUGUACUUAGGGGAGAACGAAGGAACUUUUAACAGGGUGGAGCAAGGUUACGAGACUGUGUUCAUAUUAUUUUAUAUUUGUUAACUUUCAAUUUUUGACGCUUGCGUUUCUAAAGUUCUUUAGGAUUUUUUUUAUUGUUUCAUUUCCCGCACAUCUGGUUUUCUGCACUCCAUGUUAUUUAUUUAUUUAUUUAUUUAUUUGCCCUAUUCUUUCUUCCUUUUUUUAAAACAAAGUUGGACAGUUGCCAAAAGGGAGGAGGAGGAGCCAGGUGAUGAUAACGUAUGUUUUUUGUCAAAUAGAGAGUAAGUGCAAUCUGUGGGAUGGAGGAGGCAGCUAAAGGAUGGGUUAGUAUAAAGAUAUCAUUGAAAUGAAUGGGAGCUGCCCAGCCUUCCCAUUGAAAGGGCAGAGAGAUGUUCAAUUGCCCUCUCUUCGAACACCUCCCAUGCAUUGAAGAGCGGCAUUGCCCAAGUCCCUCCCGCUUCAGGAUGGUACCUCUUCAAAUUCUGCUCAUUUCAGGGUGGUGUUGGACAACCGCCAUUCAUUCCACACGCUCAGUGUGCAAUAGCUCUUCAAAUUCUGCUCAUUUCUGGGUACUAUGGUGCAACGGUCAUUCAUUUCAGACUGGCAUGUGGCAAUAGCCACUCAUUUCACAGUAUGGUUGUACAGUUCAUGUUCAGAUCCUGCUCAUUUCAGAGCGCUAUUGUACACUGCUCAGUUAAUUUCAGUUGAAGUCCCUACAGUCGUCACCUAACUUCAUUUCUGUUUUUGCUUGAGCAGUGCUAAACGUAGGAAGAAUUCCUUAUAGACUGUGAUUUGUGUGAUGUGACUUGGAAGGAUUGCCUUUGGAACAGCUUGCAUCGACUACAUGUGUGUGACAGAGAAAGCGUGCAAUUAUUUUCUUUAUUUUUUUAAUGCCGCAUUCAUAUAUGAAGAACUUGCACUGAAAAGGCCAAGGUCCCUCCACUGACAUACCACUGGAGCAUAACGAACAUUUUGAGUAGCAUCUGUACUGUAAACUUGAACAGUGCCCUUGUUUGGAGACCCACCUACACCAUGAAAACAUCCCUUAUGGAGGAAAGGGUUUGCUUUUAAGAUAACGUUUCACUGCAUUAUACACUAUCCUCUUAAUGCGAUUUGUGUGCAACUCAAGAGCUUGGGAACAGGGUGAGACUGGAGCUUCGAGACGACCCAUCCCAAGACAUCCAUUGCAACGGAUGAAGUUCUUGUACCUCAGUAACCUCUGGACUCUAUUCUGCAACUGUGGCCUAACUGAUCUCGCUAAAGACUUCUGGUUUUAGUUUUAAUUUAUAUACCCUCCUAUCUAAUCUCUUGUUCAUUUGCCCCCCCCCAUUUUUUCCUUUUCUCUCUCUCCAUAUCCUUCCACCAGGUCAAUCUGCCGUGGCAAUAACAGGCUAGGCCUUUACAAAGACAACUGGUGGGCUCUUGGCUGGCUCACGUUAUGAUAGGCCUGCCCUGCUCCUUGCACAGUGUGUGGCUGCAUUGAAGGGUUAAUUAAUCUAUGAUAGACAUUUAGACUUGGUUUCUUUGGCCACUGGAGUGGGCUUCUGAACCUUUCUAGGGUAACAGGGAGUUGUAUCUUAGAUAAGAGUGGGUAUUUCCCUUGGUCUAGUGUUGGUAAUGGGAGACAGGAACUUUUGCAGAGAGUGGAACCUGAGUCAUAUUUGUGCCAUACAUUUAAAGUGGAUUUAAUGCACAUUUAAACCUCAUGGUUUAUCCCUUCCGAAAGAAUCCUAGUAAUGGUAGUUUAGGGGUGCUGGGACUUCUAGCUCUGUAAACUGCAGUUCCAUGGAUUCUUUAAGGAAACACCAUGUGCUUUAAAUGUGCAUUUAAACAUGCUUUAACCAAAGAGCACCCAGCCUGGCUUAGUGAGCUCAUGCCAAACCUUUUUGUCCAGGGAUGGGACCAGCUCAUGGUCCUAUUGCUUACUAAUAGCACUGCAUAGGUAACUUAAUGGGAACAUUUAUGUCCAUAAAGUUGCAUGUGCUAUUGUUUUUCCUGGAAAGCGCAGCUUCUGAUACACUUAGCCCUUCAUACAGACAUACCAGUUGCAUGGAACAGCAAGUGGGGAGCAUGUUUUGAACGGGGUGGGGGUGGGGAGUUACUUCUAAAAGUACCUUUUCAAAAUAAAAUAAAGUUGAGCGCUCAGAAUAAACAAUCUCUCCACCAGUAAGCUUUGUCAGGGCUUUGCCAGUUGCAAUACAUUUUAGGGCAGGAAUGGGGAAGCUUUGGUGCUCCAGAUGUUGCUGUGAACUACGACUCCCAUCAGCCCCAGCAAGCAUGGCCAUCAGCUGAGGAUGGUGGGAGUUGUAGCUCAGCAACAUCUGCAGGAUCAAAGGUUUUCCACGCCUGUUUUAGGACAAGUUACACAAUUGUUAUCAUUUUUCUAUCAGUGCCUUCAGUUCCUUUUUGGUUGUUGGUGGUUGGGGCAAGUUGUUUGCAACAACCAGUGCCUGUUUGGUCACCUUCUGUCAUCAUCUGCUUGUUUUUUAUGUGUAUAUACUUUGCUUGCCUCUGGUGGCAUGGGACACAUGACAUGCCUUUGCUGGAAGAGGUAGGUAACACUUGUUGCUCUUGGGUGACAGAUUGCAAAGGGGUGGUUCUGAUGUGAUAUUCAAGGUUUCUCCUUGCAGUCCAAAGAUCUAGAGUUCUUCAUCAGUCUGUACUACUGGCAGGGACCAGCCUAGUCCACAGUUUGUCUUUUUUUAGGGAAGGUGUACCUGUCUUUUACUCUGGCCGUUUCCUGUAUUCCUGGUUGUGAGCCACAGCAUAAUGCAAGAAGAGUGGCAAGCCAUCAUCUAGAUCCACAAAGCAUCUGUUUUGAAGAAACUUCUCCUGUAGCCUAGGGGUGCAUCCCCUUGGAACAAUGUUCUGUUGAAAUGUGUUAUCUGCACACCUCACUUGUGGAAGAUGCUCUUUUGGGGUUGCCUAUGAGCAACACUGAUGGAUGCCCCAUUUUGACGAAAAAGUUUUUGCAGGAGAAUUGCUCCUCGAGUUACCCUGCUAAUGCACAUCCUGUUGUAUUGGAACUAGGCUGGACAUCUUGAUUUGCACGGGUGACGGGGAGAGAGACUGACGUCCACUUCUUGAUGUCCUUGAGUUUAAAAGGAGCCACUGAUCAUUGGAAGAGAGCAUCUGAAUCCAUCUGGCCCAAAGUGACACCGGAGAUGGAAGAAAGAAGCUUAGGCAAUUGUGAACUCAGAACAAUGGAGAGAGAGAGUGACUGUGGGCUUGAUAAGCAGAACUGUGAAUCAGAAGUACCUUUUACGGCCAACGGGGGGGGGGGGGGAGUCAUCCAUCGCCUCUCUUAUGUCUGUGUGCUUUUCUUUAGCCAUUUCUUAAUCCAACUCCACAACUGACUAACCCAAAAUGACUAAUCUUAACAUGACUUUUGAAGUGCUUUUCGUCCAGAGUAUGUUAUUGUCCAGCAUAGGCCUGCUGCCUUUUGAGGACGUUUCUUUAUCCAGAGUUGAGCAUGUAUUGUCCAAAGACCGUAGCAACUGACUUGAGGAGGCAGGGAGGAGAUGAAACCUGGCACUCCUCUGCUCCCUAAUAACAAUCUGGAAAUACUGGGUUGUGUCCAGUGCUAGUCCUGCUCAGAGUUAGACCUGUCGAAAUUAAAGGGCAUGGCAAACUUCAGUGUGUUAAUUCCAGUGGGUCUGUUGCGAGCAAAACUUCGCUGGCCACAACCCAAAAGCUCUCUGGCUUACCCAUGGUGCAAACCCCUAGCUCAAUCAGCCAAUGUCAGAGGAGCCUUCUAUUUUUGUUUUAAAUGUAUCUGUAAAUGUGUGUCAAUUUAUUUAUGUGCAUUUAAACUUUUCUUUUUCUUUUGUGUUUUUGAAUUUUUGCACUAUAACAGGGGCGGGGCAGGAAUAUGAGCAAUACAAGCCAGUGUGUAAAAUUAAAAAAAAAAGUUUUUUUCUUG